CUCCGCUCAGUUGCCGGAGAAGACCAGAUCAGCGAAGAUCGUAGACUAGAUCGAGUGUAAUUCGUGGAGAGACUUGCAGAGAAAAAGUGAAACUCGUAGUGAAAAAUGAAUUCAUUUAUAUUCGUUGCCUUUAUUGUGGCCAUGACAUUGCUGGAAGUUAGCCAGGCCCAGAGACCAGCUUUUUCCGGACUGCGCCCGCCCGGAGGCCUUAGCCAGAAGGAUAAAUACCAUGCUACGGCCAACACAGCCGUGGAGAACAUUACGGGCGUGGACAUAGCCACCCGAUUUGGCGAGGCCUCCAGCUCCCAACAACCGGCCGUCGUCAAUCUGGCUUUCGGAGCUGCCCAGCGGCCACCAAUGGGAGUUCCCCUCGUCCUGCCCUCCGACAGCUUCGUUCCCGACUCUGCACUCCAGCCAGCUGGUGCGCCUGCAGGAGUGGCCAACCGAUUUGGAGCCCCUGAUGCCACCGCCACAAUCCCCGCUGCCUCUGCUACCAGUCCCACUUUCAGUUCCUCGACCCCAACCGCCAGCUCCGUUCCAAGUGCCAGCAGUACUCCCACAUGGACGAACCUGCCCGUCGAUGCUCAUGGAGAUCGCGAGUGGGUUAACCAUCUUAGUCAGCUGCCCGUGGAAAGCCAGCCAUUCUGGUUCGUCAACUACCAGGCCAUUGAGGCGCACCGGAAUAGCUCCAGACCCAAUGUCGGAGCCACAGAGACUCGGGGAUCUUUUUUCCGCGGCUAAUAACUUGAGUGGUUAUUCUCGAAACUUUACGCUUAACUCUAGCUGAUUUUAUUGUAUAAAAGAUUAUUUAUUUAAUUCUCAAAAAAGUAUAAAAAGUUUAUUUUUGGACUUA
Messenger RNA from Drosophila ananassae, 853 nucleotides. RefSeq lists its product as uncharacterized. Lineage: Eukaryota; Metazoa; Arthropoda; Insecta; Diptera; Drosophilidae. The record is from RefSeq and is a predicted model, not a curated record. The transcript has a single exon. Bases 106 to 741 code for a protein of 211 amino acids.